Molecule: messenger RNA, 507 nt
Organism: Prunus armeniaca (apricot)
Lineage: Eukaryota; Viridiplantae; Streptophyta; Magnoliopsida; Rosales; Rosaceae
Source: the annotation of a GenBank genome assembly
AUGAGGCGAGACCAUGCCCCCGAGCGCUACUCAAACUACACCCCCCUCAAGACCAACAAAGAGGCCAUUCUGGCCAUCGCCGGGACUGAGCUACCGAUCCUGCGGCAGGGUCGACACGAGUACCAAGGGAAGCGAGACAAAGCCCGGUAUUGCAAGUACCACCGAGCAUACGGCCACUCAACCAAUGACUGUUACCAACUGAAAGACGGAAUCGAGGCGUUGGUCAGGCGAGGGAAGCUACGGGAGCACGUAGCGGCACCACAGACCAACCCCGACCCCUCGGUGGAGACACCCCAGGCACCCGGUCCCAAAAGGUUAAUAUCCACAAUCGGAGCAGGCCCCUCACCGGGCGGAGACACCAACCGAUCUAGAAAGCGUUACGUCCAUUUGCUCGGCCAGGAAACGAGCCAUGCUUUCUCCAUCGGUAGCUCCCCCCAACCCUUCAAACGGGCUAGAGCCGAUCAUCUUCACCUCAGACGAUGGCCACACCUCUCAACCCCACAGUGA